AUGGAUAACCCUUUGUUCGCGUACACGCUGCAGCAGGUUCUAGCGGACAAUCACACCACGACGGAUGUGAGCCGUUACACUAAACCUGCUGGUUAUCAGACAGUUCGCUAUCCACUAUCCGGUCUUGUCGGAAAUGUUAAAGACAAACAUGAGACCGAAGUCCACAACGCGGGUCAAGGCUUAGAUGACGGUACGGUCGAUAUCAAGGAUGAUGGUGACCCUCUUACUCGUCUUCAUCCUCCUGACACGUACUCGAUUUAUUUCCGCUUUCAAAUCUGUCUCAAAGUACCCAACUAUACUAUCUUCUCCAACAAGGCUUCCAUGGCGAAGUAUAUACAGGACCAUGGAGGCAAGCCCCACUACGGUAUCGCUCCCGAGGAGCCUCAUAAUGCCAUCCAUCUCGCCCUCGGUGGUUCCUAUCAGAAGGCUGUCUACAAUGCUGACCCGAUCCUCGGCGCUAACGGUGAUAUGGGAGUACUGUUCCCAAAUUGUCCCACAUAG
Messenger RNA from Fusarium pseudograminearum CS3096, 501 nucleotides. RefSeq lists its product as uncharacterized. NCBI's taxonomy places the organism in Eukaryota, Fungi, Ascomycota, Sordariomycetes, Hypocreales, Nectriaceae. The coding region runs from base 1 to 501 and encodes 166 amino acids. The transcript is spliced from 2 exons. The record is from RefSeq and is a predicted model, not a curated record.